Molecule: messenger RNA, 6524 nt
Organism: Wasmannia auropunctata (little fire ant)
Lineage: Eukaryota; Metazoa; Arthropoda; Insecta; Hymenoptera; Formicidae
Product: serine/threonine-protein kinase 17B-like
Exons: 6
Coding region: 712-2628 (638 amino acids)
Biological process (GO): positive regulation of apoptotic process; intracellular signal transduction; protein phosphorylation
Cellular component (GO): nucleus
Molecular function (GO): protein serine/threonine kinase activity; ATP binding
Source: RefSeq, a predicted model, not a curated record
CGUUGGUUCGUCGCGACGUGUGGACGAGUGCGUGGUGAGCGUUCGAGCCCAAGGAUCAAGCGUGCGCCUCGGCUGCCUCGCGAUCCGGUACGCGCACCCUAAAGCGAGCGGAAACGGCGCGCGUGCACGCGACGCACGUCGCCCCCCCCUCUCCCCCCGAUCCGGACCGAGUGAAGUCCGUUACGGGACGGACAAGAGUUCGGAGUGUGUACUACCCGCGUGUGUAUAUGCGCGCGCGCGCGCACGACGUGCGGCCAAUUUCACGCGGUGAGCGCGUGGACGCCCCGGACGAUCCGAAAAAGUUUUGUGCCUCACGUUCAACUCGACAUCCUCGCCCGCAUCCUCGUCCGCAUCCUUGUGAAAUGUGCGUUGCGGCCGUGGCGUUCAACACGCGCGACAGCGACGCGAUAUUCCGCGAUACUCCGUGGCGUUGACGGAAACGAGCGCGCGCGCGCGCGCGCUCGCUCAUUCGCGUCCACCGCGAUCGCGAUCGAAGAUCGGUUGUGAGUGAGAGAGAGAGAGAGAGAGAAAAGAGAACGACUUAGGGAAGGAUAAACAAAGACGCUCUCUCUCGUGACGCUGACAGUGUGUGCUCUGAAUUCUGGGAUUUCCACCUGCGGAUUUUGUGAUACGCCGACACGCGGCUUCUGGAGCUUCGGAGUCCUUUUUUUUGUGUGAUCGCCCAACGGACCUCCUCUGGCAGCAACGGCCAUGACCGCGGACAGCCUGUUCGAGACUACCAGCAUCCCGGGGCAUCUCGCUCCCACGCCCGAGAGACUGGAGAGACUUCUCUCGAAACAGACCCUCGAGGAGCUCUACGAGGUCGAGGAACAGCCUUUCGCACGUGGUAAAUACGCGACGGUGAGGAGAUGCCGCGAGAGAUCCAGCGGCAGGCAGUGGGCCGCCAAGUUUCUGAGGAAGCGACGGCGGGCCCAGGAGCUCCGAGCGGAAGCGCUUCACGAGGUCGCCGUGCUGGAUGCCGCGGCCCAUUGUUCUCGUCUCGUCUCCCUUCAUCAAGUCUUUGAGACCAACACCGAGAUGGUGCUCGUCCUCGAACUGGCUCCUGGCGGUGAGUUGCAAAUGAUACUCGACCGGGACGAAGUUCCAGAGGAACGGCAGGUCGCCAGAUUGCUGAAGCAGAUUUUGGACGGGAUAGCCUUUCUGCAUUCCCUGAACGUGGCUCACCUCGACAUCAAGCCGCAGAAUUUGGUACUUACUGGAGAAUUCCCGGACUGCGACGUCAAGCUGUGCGACUUCGGCAUAUCGCGGUACAUCAGUCACGGAGCGGACAUACGGGAAAUUUUGGGCACGCCCGACUAUGUCGCGCCGGAGGUUCUGAAUUACGAGCCGAUCAGCCUGGCGACCGACAUGUGGUCCGUUGGCGUGCUGCUCUACGUGCUGCUAACGGGAUGCUCGCCGUUCGGCGGAGACACCAAGCAGGAGACGUUCUGCAACAUCAGCCGAUGCCGCCUGGACUUCCCGGACGAUCUCUUCGAGGACGUCUCCGAGGAGGCGCGCGACCUCAUGCGCAAGCUCAUGGUCAAGGAUCCGAACGAACGUCUGACGGUGACCGAGUGUCUUCAGCAUCCCUGGUUCAACAUGUUCGAGCAGCCGUUGGCGCCUUUGACGACGUGCCCCUCGUCGGACGACAGCCCCGCUGCUGUCCUCGAGUCAUCGACAACGUCGCCGCAAGACGACGGCACCUCGUCGAAACUGUCCUCGCCGAUCGUCAAUCAAGGUCAGGUCUCGUCCACGCCGAAGAGCGACAGCGAGAAGCAGCAGCGAUCGUCCACGACAGGUCUGUGCCACAGCGCGGAGAUUUCCAAACCAGCGGCGGGCACUCGCGCCGUCUCCUCGCACACGGAGAACCUCUACGCGGCCUCGAGAUCGUUGCCCAAGCCCAUCAGAUUCGGGCUGAGCCCGGACCGUAGGGACACCUUCAAGAGGAACAUGGACUCGCUCGCGCGAAAGUUCUCCGGCAGCGUACUGCCGGAGAUCGUCAUCAUCGAGCCGUCGUCGUCAAACGCCGGCGGCGGUAUUCAGCAACGUCGCGCCACCGCCACCCACACGAUGCCGGCCGGCGGCGAGGUGUUCAAGUGCACGCCCGUGUUCAUCCUCGGCGAGGCCGAGCAGCAGUGCAGCGACAGCGGCAGCGACACCGUGUCCGAGAUCUCGACCGACAGCUCGAGCGAUCGCAGCAGCAUCUACUCGGACGACUCCCUCGACUUUAUUCUGUACGGCAAGAGUCAGGGUAGAGCGAGUUUCCCGUUCACCGCCGCCGACGCGGCCGCUGACAGGUGGGAACAGAGGCAUCAUCAUCAUCGCACCGCCAGAGUCUGGCCACGCGAGUGCAGCGGCGUUGUCAGCAAGGCGCUCAGCCGUUUCACGUCGGAGACCGCUAUGACGAAAAUCGCGAAAAUCCCGAUGAUGACGACGCCGCCGACGGUGACGGCGUUGCGCGGCGGCAGUGGCAGCAAGGCCGGUCUCGAGGCGCUCCGCGAGCGAGGCGGUAACCUGGUGGUCAUUAGGGAACCCGUACGUGCUGGCAGGUACACCAGGUACAGCGAGGUACAGUGCGAGUCGGUGCAGGCGCGGAUUCGGCGGUUCCAGGUGCACGAGGCCUCGUAAGAACGCGCCGUCCAGCUGUGCGUCGGCAGGUGUUGAAUUAUAUUCGGGCGCAGGUGGACGGACGUCUCUCUGACAGCCUCCUCCGAGCUGCUGCCGAGAGAUCGGGAAUAUGAGAAUUCGAGGCGAUUGUACAUAUCGCGUAAUAUCAUGUGUACAGUGACACGAAGAGAGGGAGGGAGGUUUUGAGCAACGAGGCGUGCCCGAGGGAUGUGCGUAUACGAAGGAUAAGGUGGGACGAAGAUAGGCGAAGUUCCUCGAGAUUUGCGAAGGCUGUGACAUUUUGAGAAGGUUCUUCGGAAGGUUCAGGAUCGCGCGUCUUUUCUGUAAAAAUAUAGGACUAUGAGCUUUGUGAAAGAUAUAUUCGGAUUCACGGUUCCUCUGAUUGUUGCGGUAGAAUGGCAAAACCGACAGCGACAUCGACACGUCAUGCGACAGUCGUAUGUAAAAGAAGGGAAUUACGUCUGAAUUUAUUUUUCGUAAGGCACAUAAUGCUGUGAUAGCGUUAGGGGAAACGUGAAAUGGUAGCAUGAGGAAUGCGAUGUGUUCUUACUUUUUGAAACUCGAUGCAACGGUAAAGGCGAUCUUCGUGCCGUGAAGACGUUAACUCGAUCAGAAAAAAAAAACUCUGUAACUCGAUCGCGAUGCAUGUAAUAUUAAGCAGUAUUUCGUAGCGAGAAUAUAAAAAAAAACACCAAGCCUGAUCUCCAGAAUCCUCGAACAGCCUCUCGAAGCUCCUGUCCCGACUUUCGCCGGACUUCUCGGGAAUCCGGGGUCGAUUUAUAAAAAAAAAAAAAGCGUGCGCACGCGAAUCGAGCAACGUGGCCGCCUGCGAAGCGUGUCGCGCGCGGAAUCCUACGUGUACACAACGCCUUUCUACAUACGCGUGCCUUCGCGAAGGUGCCGACGACGAAGAGACCGUAGCUUGUAUCAUAUCAAAGCGAACAAAUGGCUGUUGUAAAUACUAUGAGAGAGAGAGAGAGCAUGUGAAUGCGUAUACGUUUGUAUGCGUGCGUGCAUGUACGCAUUGACUCUUCGUGGAAGCGAGCGGCUUCGAAGAGAGGUGAGGUCUUGAUGUACAUAUUCGAGUAAUCAGGAGAAGGUGUACGAGGCGAUAGAACGAGUGUCGCGAGUGUGUGCGUGGCAUGUGUGAAAAGGUGCCUGUGGUUGUGGUUGCGACGCCGGUCACAGGGGUGGUCUCGCGCCGGGGGGGUGGCGACGACGGAGAUCCGAGGGAAAGGUCGUGCGGAGUCAUCGCGACACCCGACGCUGGAUUCCGGCUGUGGGUGAAACGCGUUCCGCCAUACAUAACAAGGACAGUCGGUCCAUCGAGAGAGUCGAUGGCGAGUCUUCGACAAUCCCGACGGAUCCCGCCGUCACCGCCCGACCCAAGGCGUAAACAGGAGGAGAAGAACGCGUCCGAAAUCGAGCGAAGAUAGCGCUCCUUAGGCUGCCGUUAUUGAUAGACUGAUCGACCGUCCUUUCUGAACUGAAGAAAACUCGAGCUGCAUCGCGUGCGCAUGCACCGAGACAUGGCGCGUUGCACGUUUAUCCGAAACGACGUUGUAAUUCCGCGAGGUUUAACUUUUGAAGCACGAUUUUUAGAAACGGACAUUUCCGUGUAUCAAAUUGAUAAAAAUUAGUCUUAUCAAUACUGCAUUCGUUUGCAAAAGCGUCGGACUUUGAGCGGCCGAAUAAGUUGGCCACGGGAAAAGUAAUGCCAGCAAUCGCCAGCAACAAUCUCGGUGCAUCGCGCGCUCCGUUCCGUCGGAACAAAUCGCCAUAUCAAUCGGUUCAACGACCGACGACAAUCCAAACAUAUUUCGGUGCCUUCCUUAAGGAAAAUCGUAAAACGCGUGUGCGUUUAAUACGUCGUCAGUGCCUACGUUUUACUUGUCCGGUACUUGCGCGGCAAGGUUUCUCGAGUCACGAGACUGUAAUGCACAGGGAGAGAAUAUACGUCUGAAGAGUGCCUUAAUUGCGCGCGGCUUCACGAGAAUCGAAAUUGAACGCCUAGACGAGCCGUCUAGGCGUCUCUAAUUCUGGUUAGCUCGAAACACGGCCUCGGCGGAGGAGCUUUAACAAUGCGGGGCCGAGCCCCUUCGGAUGUCAGUGAACUCGUCGCACGAACCACCGAAAACUCUCGGCUCUCAUCACACGCUACGGGACCAUUUUUCUGUGGGUCGUAUAUAUCACGUGUAUAUACGGUUUUUUCUCCCCCUAUUAUUAAAUAAUCGUGUUAUUAAAUAUACUUUCUGCGAACCAGCAUUCUUUCCUUCAGUUAUUUAAAAAAAUUGUUCGUUGUUCGCGUCGCGGAAGAAAGAAGGAGAGAGAGAGAGAAAAAAGACGAUUGAAAAAAAAAGAUGACCUCGUCUGCUCUCCGGCCUCUCGUGGACACGCAAAUCAUAAUUGUACAUACGCAAACUUAUUUAACCACGGAAUUCAUCAUCGCGCGCAAAUUGAAACGCGCGAGUCGCUCGCUCGCUCGCUCGCUCGCUCGCGUAGCGUGGCGCGACGAAUGCUAGUCAUAAACACGUUCCGUCCUCUUUCUCACGCUCGCUCCCCCUUUUUUCGCGCCUCCAAUUUUCGUUUAUUUCGCCGCGGACACACGCUCGUUGGCGAGACGCUAACGAGCGACCUGUGUCUUCGCCGAGCGAGACGAGAAAGAAAGAAGAGCGAACGAGAGAGCGCUGCAAAAAUGACGGACUUGGUUGGCGAGCCUCGGUUUCUACGAGCAGCAUGAGAGACUCGUCCGACCGUGAAUUUGUACAUCCCUUUGCACAAAUCCACGGGGACAUAUGCGAGAACGCGUGGAUUUUCCAGUAAAUAUAACUGAUGUUUUUUAACCGCGACGAAAUUUUUAGCAACACUCCCCCCGAAAUUUCUUUCCGUUAUUGCUAGCAAAAGAGGAUUGAUGUUGUACGGUUUUUGGUGGUUCUCUUCGAAGUUAAAGAGCACACUUUUGAUACGUUGACUAUUUCGAGGACUUACGUACCGUUUAGACUAAUAUGGAAAUGUCGAAUUUUUGCCGAAUUCUAAUUCACCAGGAGAGGGUGAGAGCGUUACCCUUUCUUGGAGUAUUUCGCGAAGCGAAAAUCUCGUGAUGCCUGAGUCUUCUCUUUGGCCACUGCUUCAAUCGUCGCGCGCGGAAAUCGAGUCGAGGGCGAAAACGCGGGGAACACUGUUGGCCUCGUGGACCGAGGCGACUGUUUGACCGAUUAUUCAGUCUCUCCGACUACGACGAGAUCGAUGCGAAAUGUAUUCUUCGUUUAACGCGAAUACAUCGGGACACGUCGAGUGACACGACGUACCGAACAACGCGCCACGCGGACAGGCUGCAGCGUACACAAUUUACGCACAAUUCUAACGCGUGCAUUUCUUGAGACGCAUGUGCGCGCGUAUAUGUGUACCGGGGAAUGUGGUUCAAGAUGCGUCUCCGAGAAUCAAAGAACGGGAUUAGACCUUGUAAAAUAUAAUUUUGCUACGACGGGCGAGGGCGGCGCGAUCCGGGGAUGGGCCGACCUUAGCUUCUCUCACGGUGAAUUCGCGGUUAUUUAUUUUCUUCUUUGUGAUAUGUCAUUAGUCAGAAUUAAUCAGUUUUUCGCUUCAUUUCUUCGCGUUAAUUAAAAUCCGUGGAAAGGAGCGUCGUCUCUUGCCUUCCGCACGACUCGAACGCGCCGCGCUGUGCCCGAUAUAUUAUCUAUUAUUAUUAUUAUUGCUAUUAUAUUCUAUAGAAUUAUUAUUAUAUUAUAUUAUGCUAUUAUUAUUACACAUUAAUAAUUAUAAUUGCGAAGAUUGCGAUCGCGCAUGUAGCUGCUAAAAACCUCCUGUAAAUACUUCUGUCAUUGUAUUAAUUUUAAUAAUACAGUACGAAAUAAACGCAACAAUACGUUCAAAAC